GAUGCUAUACCCCGUUUGUGCUAGUGCUAAUCAGGGACCUCGGGACGACCCAAAGCACCUGGGCUGAAUCGUCCCAAAGCCCAGAUGAUGGUUUGAUGAAGAGACAUGGAAACUUCCAGCUGUUGGCUAUGGAUUUCUUUGGGUAAUCGCUUGAAAACGUGUCAGGGUCUUUUCAAGGUUCAUUUCAGAUCGUCCCCAGUUUCCAUCAAGUCAUGUACUCGCGUCUCUCGUUACUUUCUGCCAGCACCUGGGCAAGAUUCGGCACGAUCCCGCUCCUCACGACUUCCAUGUUCGGCUCACCGUCAUCUAUAUUGGUGUUCUCAAGCUUAGUCAGGAGAGAAGCGUAGAGCCGUCGCCGAGAGUGUUGAAGGGGGUUGAGGCGGACUGG
Messenger RNA from Trematosphaeria pertusa, 388 nucleotides. RefSeq lists its product as uncharacterized. The coding region runs from base 106 to 330 and encodes 74 amino acids. The transcript has a single exon. The record is from RefSeq and is a predicted model, not a curated record. Lineage: Eukaryota; Fungi; Ascomycota; Dothideomycetes; Pleosporales; Trematosphaeriaceae.